GUCGCAGACCUGGCGCGCCUCUCGCUCUCAAAGCCCGUCUUCGUGGAGGUGAAGUCUGACGACUCCGUAGCCACGGUGUCUGGACUGACACAGGGCUAUGUCGUCUGCCCGGCUUCGAGCCGCUUCCUUCUGCUCUUCACCUUCCUCAAGAGAAAUCGAGACAAGAAGGUGAUGGUGUUUUUAUCGUCGUGCAACGCCGUCAAGUUUCACGACGAGCUGUUGAAUUACAUAGACGUCCCGGUCCAGUGCAUACACGGGCAUAAAAAGCAGGCAGCUCGCAGCUCUACCUACUACUCCUUCUGCGCCGCAGACAAGGGCAUUCUGCUGUGCACGGACGUGGCCGCGCGGGGCCUCGACAUCCCGAACGUAGACUGGAUCGUCCAGUACGACCCCCCUGACGAGCCCAAGGAGUACAUCCACCGGGUCGGUAGAACGGCCCGCGGCUCCGACGGCAAGGGUAAGGCGCUGCUCUUCCUGUUGCCCGAGGAGCUGGGCUUCCUGAUGUACCUCAGGAAGGCCGGCGUGCCAGUGGCGGAGUACAGCUUCCCACCCUCCAAGAUCGCCAACAUCCAGUCUCAGCUGGACGUCUCGUUGACUACUUCGCGGGCGAGAGGGAGAAGGAGGAAUGAUGCUGGUCUUCGUCGAUCUCAGUCGCAUGCACGUGGCCUUGUCAGCUAUGUGGAGGGCAGCAGCGCGCACAGGAGCGAGUUAUCGAGAAGAAUUAUCACCUGCACCGAAGUUCGAGGGACGCAUACAGAUCCUACAUGCACGCCUACGCAGCCCACAGCCACAAGGACUGCUUCGACGUGCACAAGCUGGACCUGGCCCAGGUCGCCAAGGCUUUCGGCUUCAGCGCGCCGCCAAAGGUGGAGCUGA
Messenger RNA from Prorocentrum cordatum, 876 nucleotides. NCBI's taxonomy places the organism in Eukaryota, Dinophyceae, Prorocentrales, Prorocentraceae. The record is from the annotation of a GenBank genome assembly.